This is a messenger RNA of Arachis ipaensis, 4418 nucleotides long. RefSeq lists its product as uncharacterized. Lineage: Eukaryota; Viridiplantae; Streptophyta; Magnoliopsida; Fabales; Fabaceae. Gene Ontology annotation, molecular function: protein kinase activity; ATP binding; protein binding. Gene Ontology annotation, biological process: protein phosphorylation. The record is from RefSeq and is a predicted model, not a curated record.
UAACAUAAACUACUAAAAAAAUCUAGGCAAGGGUAUAUGGCAUGUCCGACGUACAAUAACAUUAAGUAUUUCAGUUCACAUGAGAGGUGGUAAUUUUGGAGUUGCGUUCAGACGUGGAAAUGAGUGCAAUAGGAUUAAGAUAAAAUAAAAGCAGAGGCAAGAGCACCGUGGCAAUCUCUGGUCCCAAGAGAGUCAUUAGCCCACCUGCUAAUGUAUCUUAUUGAGAAAGUAGAAAAAGGCAUGGGAAUAACGGAUGCAACAGCCAACCAUCAUUUUCAAUGCGUUUCUACAUCUGUACCGCAUAACAUUACAAUAAAAUUAAUGCAGUGCAGUGUCACCUUCUUGAGCAACCUCCUUUCUUUCUCUGUUCACACUUCACACACUCGAGAACAUUGCAUCUCAUUCCACUCUCUUUCAUACCACAAAACACCACUUUUUUCCCAUUGCAAUGGCCUUGGACUUAGCCUUCUCUCUUGUAAGUCAUUAUUCUUGUAUUCUAAUCGUGUAAGGGGAGUGGGUGAAUGGGUACGAUGAGGGAUCUUCUCUUGUUGUAUUGCUUGUUGCAUGCUGUUUCUGCACUGAACUCUGAAGGGGAGACUCUGCUUUCACUCUUGAGGAAGUGGACAUGGGUGCCUCCUUCCAUAAACUCCAGCUGGCAAUGGCAGCAUGCCUCUCCGUCUCCAUGCUCGUGGGCAGGAGUUCAAUGUGACCAUCAUGCCCAGCACGUCGUCUCUCUUAACCUUGCUGGCUUCGGGAUUGCCGGUCGCUUAGCACCUGAAAUCGGGAAUCUCACUCAGUUGCACCGUUUGGACCUUGCUGCAAACUCGCUCCACGGCCCAAUACCUGAUACCUUGAAAAACUUGCGCAACUUAAGGUACAUAAGCCUUGCUGAUAAUUUAUUCACAGGCCAUUUUCCAGCUUCCUUGACUCAACUCUCACAGCUACAAAUUGUUCACCUCUCUGACAACAAUCUAAACGGUUCCGUCCCCAUAAGUAUUGGGAACAUGACUCAGCUCAAGAUCCUGUAUCUUCAGGAUAACCAAUUAUCUGGGACAGUUCCCUCAUCCAUUGGCAACUGCAGCAAACUACAAGAGUUGUUUUUGAAUCGGAAUCUGUUGCAAGGUGUUCUGCCUCAGAGUCUAAACAACCUCCAUGAUCUUGCUUAUUUUGGUGCUGCCAGCAACAGCCUUACUGGUGCCAUUCCAUUUCCAGUGGGCUCUUGUAACAAUUUAGGGUUUCUGGAUCUAUCAUAUAAUGUGUUUAGUGGAGGCAUUCCCUCUGGCUUGGGGAACUGUAGUGGUUUAUCAAAAUUGGCUCUUGUCAACUGUAACUUAGUCGGAAGGAUUCCAUCCUCCUUUGGUUUACUGACCCAUCUUUCUUUUCUACAUCUUUCUAAUAACCGCUUAUCCGGAACAAUACCUUCCGAAAUGGGACACUGCAAGUCUUUGAUAGAGUUGCAACUGUAUUCCAAUCAACUGGAGGGAAAUAUCCCAAGUGAUCUUGGGAAUUUGAGUAAACUCAAGGACCUUGAGUUGUUUUCCAAUCGAUUAAGUGGCGAAAUUCCACUGAGCAUUUGGAAGAUUCAGGGUUUGCAGAAUGUCCAUGUGUAUAACAAUCACCUCUCUGGUGAGCUACCUUUGGAAAUGACAGAGCUCAAGCACCUGAAGAACAUCUCAUUGUUCAACAACCGCUUCUCUGGAGUCAUACCUCGAAACUUGGGAAUUAAUAGCAGUUUAGUCCAGCUGGACUUUACAAAUAAUAGGUUCACCGGCAACAUCCCACCAAAUCUCUGUUUUGGCAAGAAAUUGAGCUUGCUGACUCUAGGCAUCAAUCAACUUCAAGGUAGCAUGCCUCCUGGUUUGGGAAGUUGUACAACUCUUACGAGAAUGAUUCUCAAACAAAAUGCUCUCACUGGGCCUCUUCCUGAUUUCGAAAGCAAUCCAAAUCUCACAUAUAUGGAUAUCAGCAAUAACAGAAUUGAUGGAGCAAUUCCACCCAGUUUGGGAAACUGCAGAAAUCUCACCACCUUAAUUUUGUCUGCGAACAAAUUUUCGGGGCUUAUACCUCCGCAACUUGGAAAGCUUGUGAAUCUCCGAACCUUGGAUCUUGCUCACAACAACUUAGAAGGCUCUGUGCCAUCUCAGCUGUCAAAUUGUGCCAAAAUGGACAAGUUUGAUGUGGGAUUCAACUCCCUAAAUGGUUCAUUGUCAUCAAGGUUGCAGAGCUGGACAGGGCUAAGCACAUUGAUUUUGAGAGAGAAUCAUUUUAGUGGAGGCAUCCCAUCUUUCAUUUCAGAAUUUAAAAAGCUUUCUGAAUUGCAGCUUGGUGGUAAUAUGCUUGGAGGCAGAAUUCCUGGAUCUAUUGGAGCAUUGCAGAAUUUGAUCUAUGGGUUGAAUCUAAGUUCCAAUUGGCUGAUAGAUGGCAUUCCCGUGGAGAUUGGAAAACUGAAAAAAUUGCAAAUAUUGGAUCUAUCUCGGAACAAGUUGACAGGAAGCAUACAAGUUCUUGAUGAACUCGCCUCAUUAGUUGAAAUCAACAUUUCAUACAACUCUUUUCAUGGUCCUGUGCCGAAGAUGCUAGUGAAGUUGUUAAAUUCUUCAUUGCCAUCAUUUUUGGGCAAUCCUGGACUGUGUAUUAGUUGUUCAACGCGGGAUGGCCUGGCUUGCACUAAAAGCAAGUACCUGAAGCCAUGCGAUAACAAAUCACCUAAGCGGAAAGGCCUUAGUAAAGUUGAAAUAGUGUUGACAGCAAUUGGAUCAUCCAUUUUUGUCAUCUUAGCGCUUUAUGCGUUUGCUUUUGCUGGGAAGUCAAAGCAUGGAGUCAAUAAUAACAAUAUUAUCUGUGGAGAGGAGGGGUCUUCCUCCUUACUUAACAAAGUCAUGGAGGCUACAGACAACCUAAGUGAACGGUUUGUCAUUGGCAGAGGAGCCCAUGGAGUUGUCUACAAAGCCCUGGUGGGUCCCGACCAGGCUUUUGCAGUGAAGAAGUUGGGAUUUGGUACAAGCAGAUUUAAGAAGUUGAGCAUGGUGACAGAGAUCCAAACCCUCGGAAGAAUUAGGCAUCGAAAUCUGGUGAAAGUAGAAGACUUUUGGUUGAGAAAAGAUUUUGGGCUAAUCUUGUACAGGUACAUGCCAAAUGGGAGCCUCCAUGAUGUGUUGCAUGAAAAGAAUCCAAGGCCAGUUGUCUUAGAGUGGAGGGUGCGGUAUAAGAUAGCUGUUGGGGUUUCUCAUGGACUGGCUUAUCUCCAUUAUGAUUGUGAUCCUCCCAUAGUACACCGAGACAUCAAGCCAAAGAAUAUACUUCUGGACUCUGAUAUGGAGCCUCAUAUCGCUGACUUUGGCAUUGCCAAACUGUUGUCGGUAUUGACAGAGAAAUCGCCUUCAUCAUUGUCGUCGUCUCUCCCCCUUGGCACAAUUGGUUAUAUUGCACCAGAGAAUGCAUAUGCAACAACAGCUAGUAGGGAGUCAGACGUGUAUAGUUACGGGGUAGUCUUGCUUGAACUCCUAACCAGAAAGAAGGCAGCGGAUGAUGGUGAUUUGGUGGGUUGGGUUGGAUCCCUCUGGAGAGAAACAGCAGAAAUUGGCCAAAUUGUGGAUCCAGGGCUUGCACAAGAAUUCAUUGACACCCACAUAAUGGAGCAAGUUACCAAAGUGCUUAUGGUGGCUCUGAGAUGCACUGAGCAGGAUCCCCACAACAGACCCCCAAUGACACUUGUUACCAAGCUCUUAUCAGAUGCAAAUCCACCAACAACUAAUACUAAUCCUAAGGGCUAGUUUAUUUUCACUUUUCAAACAACUGCGUUGUAGUUGUGGUGAAACACAGGAAUUGGAGUAUGUUUGCGAUGGUGUAUAAGAAUUUAUUUAACCCAUCUCAUUCUUUUAUCAAACUGAUCGUGCAAACACUGAGCACGAUAUAUAUUGUAUCCAGCAGAUUAGUAUGGAACUAGAAAAUAUGAAAAAUUAGAGUAAUUCUUCCCAUAAAUUUAGUGGUUCUCUUUUUUGUUUGUUGGAUUGAUAACUUCACAUUCACAUACACAAGUAGACUAAAAUAUGUACGUUUCUACAAAUGGUGUAACACUAAUAAUGUAACAAGGGGGAUCCAAUGUUUGACAUCUGUCAGAAUCUAGUUGGCAACAUAUAGCAUCUAUGGAGGGCACUGAGAUGGGGUUGGCAGAGCACAACGCCAACAUUGAGGGGGAGGUCGAUAACAUGAACAUCUGGAAGGCCGUUACAGAGAAACCAGAGGACAAAACCUUACAGCCAAUAUUAAUAUAUUAUUAGGGAGACUCCGAGAGUUACUUGGCCACUUGGGAAUUUCACAAAUCACUAGUUCGCGGCUAUAAAGAAAAUGCCAAACUUGUACCCUUGUAUUGUAAUGUUUGAUAAAGAGAACGCCUAAGUUGUCACUUGCCUUGAGAU